Messenger RNA from Aspergillus ruber CBS 135680, 1371 nucleotides. Its product is annotated as anticodon-binding domain-containing protein. The transcript has 3 exons. NCBI's taxonomy places the organism in Eukaryota, Fungi, Ascomycota, Eurotiomycetes, Eurotiales, Aspergillaceae. Bases 373 to 1041 code for a protein of 222 amino acids. The record is from RefSeq and is a predicted model, not a curated record.
GUGGGUCUGUUUGUCCGUCGUUCUUUGCCUGAGCUGGCGCCCGCCUUCCGCUACGCUACGCCUGUCCCACUCGGUCUGGGUUAGGGGGAUUGAGUUCUUGUCGCGAGGCGAGACAUUGCGUGCAUGCAGCUUCCCUCUUUCUCAUCUUGUUGAAUUUGGAACAACGUUGGGGGUCUUGUUCACGCGCUUCGCCUUUCUUGUUGUUUGAACGGUUUCGGUAAUCUGUUUUUGUGUCAGUCGCUUGACGUCGUUUGUUAUUUGGAAAGGUUCUGAAGGAAGAGUGACCUGGCGUCCGGGGUUCUGUCUAUAUUACGGUCUGGUGUUAGCUGCACGAUAAACAAUAAGCGCUAGUGUGUGGCUAUAGCCCUGGGAAUGGCAGCUGCCAUGGUGCCACUGGAAGUGGCAUUGAGCGAUGCAAUUGGUGCACGCGUUCGCAUCAAUACAUCUUCACCCGCACCUUCAACGAUCGAGGGAACCCUCUUUACCGCCUGUCCCAUCACAAACCUUGUCGCCAUCAACACCAAACCAUCCCCGAACCCCGCAGACGCAAAACAAGCCCAAGCCGGCGACUACCGCAUCAUCCCCAUUUCCCGGAUCCAAUCCUUCAACCUCAUCUCUCUUCCCCCAUCGUCGAAUGGCCCCGAUGGCUCCUCUUUCACCGAUGCAGUUCCUCCCGUGCAAGCGCUCGAUAUCCGCGCCCUGAAGACCCGCGAGGCGAAUGCGGUGGGAAAGGCGCAGGAGAGUGAAGCGAAGCGCGGAAAGGGUGUUACGCAGGAUGCGCAAGAUGUGUUUGAUGCGUUUAACCGGACGAUGCCUACGAGAUGGGAUGGAAGUAACAUUAUCGUGGCGGAUGCGGUGUCGAUAACGGCGCCCUACCAGGUUGAUGAUUGUCGGCCGUUGGUGGCUGGUGAUGUGGCAGCGCUCAACCAUGUGCGCAAAGUGCUUGAGAUGGAGCGUAAGAAGAUCGAACUCCGCAACGCCAGUGCGUCGAUUGGCAAGCCCGGCACUCCUAACAACGCUGGCCAGAGGAAGGGCGGUUAAACCCGUCUUGAUUCUGUUACCGCUGAUAACCUGACAUAAAUAACAAAUAUUGAAACUUCUUGUGAAGAAGAGGAUUCGAUACGAUACAGUAUCAUAAUUCUUGGUUGAGUUAGGGUGUCUCAACCAUCGGUUUACCUUUUAGGUGAUUGAUGAGCUGUAUGCAAUAUGGGAGAUGGGCUGGAUAUACUGGAGCUAGCUCUAUCAUCUUCAAGGAUGAUAUUAUGGUUUAGCAUGAAUCGAAUGGAAUAUCAAGCAAUUCUCUAAGUUCAAGAUAUAAACAUGACCAUGAAAAAGAUUUGAUCGAACACUACUGCUAAAUUAAUUAACAUU